GGAUGUGAAAAGCUAACAAUACACAUAUGUUCAGAAAACAGCCACGCCAUUGCGUAGUCAGUCAAGCCUUGUCCAAGCCGACAAUGAGAGUGCUGCUUCUUCUAUCCCUGGUGGUGUGCGCAUGGAGUGCACCACGGCAGCGGCCUCAACAAGUAACGCCAUCCCAAAUAGGUUGCCAAUAUGGAGGCAACUUUUACCCGGCCGGCUCCACCAUCAGUGAGGGUACAGACCAGUGCGGGUGUACGUACGGUACAUACUGUACACAGGACGGAGGUGUAAUCGUUGGGGACUGCUUCCCAACCUGCUGCAUUCACGAGGGAAACGUCAUUGACCACGGUAACUCUUACACGGACAGCUCAGGAGCGCAGUGUCUGUGUGAAUGGGGACAGGCACUCUGUAUGGCUCCCCCGAUUGUUGGUUGCCAAAUGGGAGACAGUUUUUACCCUGCUGGCUCCACCAUCAGUGAAGGUACAGACCAGUGCGGGUGUACGUACGGUACAUACUGUACACAGGACGGGCAUAUCGUGAUUGGAGACUGCUUCCCAACGUGCUGUGUUCACGAGGGAUCCGUCAUUGACCAUGACUCGUCCUUCACUGACGGCGCAGGCGCACAAUGCCGCUGCUCCUGGGGACAGUUAGAAUGCACAAUUUCCGCGAUUUCAGGCUAGGUGGCGAUCCCGCGAGGGCAUCAUCUCCG
Messenger RNA from Branchiostoma belcheri (Belcher's lancelet), 697 nucleotides. RefSeq names its product SCO-spondin-like. Lineage: Eukaryota; Metazoa; Chordata; Leptocardii; Amphioxiformes; Branchiostomatidae. The transcript is spliced from 6 exons. The coding region runs from base 27 to 668 and encodes 213 amino acids. The record is from RefSeq and is a predicted model, not a curated record.